AUGACAGAAAAACUUGUCAAAAUCUGUGGCAUUCGAAAACUUGAAGAUGCUGAAGCGGCCAUCAAUUCUGGUGCUGAUAUUGUCGGUGUCAUCAUGGUCCCAAACAGGCAACGUUCCAUAGAUCACACAGAUGCCUUGAAGAUUUCCAAGGCUGUUCAGUCAGUCAGAUCACAGAGAAAUAGAGAACUCCAGACAGCUCAAGAUCUCAACAAUUACCUUUCGAAGCAGUCUUUUAAAAGUCAUAAAGAUUAUCUCUUAGCAUACCGUGACCAAAUCUUGAAAAACGGCCCCUUCUUGACUGGUGUUUUCAGGAACCAGGACCCAAAGACUGUCUUUGAACUUGCUGACCAACUUCAACUCGACUUUAUUCAACUUCACGGCAGCGAAGAUCCAUCGGAGUAUUUGGCAUUGAAUACUGAGAGAAAAUUCUGCAUCAUCAAGAGAUUUGUUGUACCUGACCAAGCAGACUACAUGACUAAUUUCUUAACCAGCCUACAUAACAACGAAAAUAAGGGCUAUGCUUUGCCACUUCUAGAUUCAGAACUUGGAGGUGAGGGCAAAACCAUCGAUUGGUCUCUCAUCAAUGACUUAGAUGGCUCAUUCGUUUUGGCUGGAGGACUAAAGCCGGAAAAUCUUCAUACUACGAAAGCUUAUCUAGACAACGUCAUUGGUUUCGAUGUGAGCGGUGGUGUCGAAAAUGAAAGCGGGUUUAAGGACCAUGAAAAGAUAAAGCAGUUCAUCACGGAAGGAAAAAAACUUUAG
Molecule: messenger RNA, 762 nt
Organism: Candidozyma duobushaemuli
Lineage: Eukaryota; Fungi; Ascomycota; Pichiomycetes; Serinales; Metschnikowiaceae
Gene: TRP1
Product: phosphoribosylanthranilate isomerase
Exons: 1
Coding region: 1-762 (253 amino acids)
Biological process (GO): L-tryptophan biosynthetic process
Molecular function (GO): phosphoribosylanthranilate isomerase activity
Source: RefSeq, a predicted model, not a curated record